GCAACCCGGGCAGCAGCGGCGGCGUUCGUCUUGCGUUUCUCCAAAAAAAAAGAUCUCCAACCACAACUUUCCCAUUUCUUCCCUCUUUUUUUUUUCUUCAUUAUCUUCAUCGUCCCGGUGGGAGCGCUUCUCAUCGCAAACCCUCUCGUUUCUUAUUCUUGAUCCUCAACGGGCCCGUUGAGCAUGUCACUGUCCGCACUGGCGUUGUACAGACCACGAUAAACAAAACAAAGCCCACAACUCCAGUCCUGUCGCACACAUCCCGGCACAUAGCAAACCCGAAGCCCCGAGAUCUUCCUCCCCUCCCAAAGAUACCAUACUCCCGCAGCUGUUUGCUAUCGCCAAUAGAAACAAAAAGAAAAGCAAACGAAACGGCGCCUAGACGGUGAAAGGGAGAAAGUUCACCGCAAAACUCCCAGAAGCUCCAAGCCCGACGAUGGCAUCGCAAGGCGCACCAGGCGACUCCCGCCCCAUAACCCCAACUCCCUCACAACUCCCGCCGGUUCCCGCGUCGCCAGUCUACUCCCUCGCCUCGACCGCGAACCCGCUCUCCUCCUACCACCUGCCCCUCCCGCCACCACCGCAACCCGUACAUGCCGUCCUCACCAAAUCCGACCUCGAGUCUUCUCAGACAGCCUACACCGACCUGAUUCAGUCCGCAAAGGCCUAUCGUAUCGCCCUCGCAUCCCUCUCCACCGCAGCCUCCGCCUUCGGUUCUGCACUGGAAUCCUGCGCAAGACUCAAAGAAGCCCGUGCAGAGUCCCUAUCGGGCGGCAUAAACGGCCUCUCGGGAGGAGGGGGAGGCGGCGGCGGUGGAGGCCUGUUAUCGGCGAGCUUCACGGCCGGCGGACCAAAAGGGUCCUGUACCGCCGACCUGCUCCUUUCCGCCUCGGGCGUCCACCAUCUGGUCGCGAACCACCAGCAGAUCCUCUCCGAGACCGUCUACCGCGACUUCGAGGUCCCUUUACUCCACGAGCUAGACCAAUGGCGGCAGCGCGUCGACGAUGAGGAGGAGGCCUACGUGCGCGAGGUCAAGGCCCGCAACGCCGAGAUCAGGAAGCUGGAAAAGGAAGGGCUGAAGCUGCAUAAGCAGCGUAGGCGCGACGUGGGCAAGUUCAGGGCGCACCUGGUGGACUUGACGACAAGGCUGGAUGGGUUGACGUCCUUGCACGGGGAGCACGCGCGGACGCUGCUGCGGGAGAGCCAGGAUACCAGCGGGCGGAUCCUCGAGUCGUCGUGUAGUCUUGUGCGCGCCGAGGUCGACAUAUUCGAGUCGCUUGCGCGGAAAGGGUGGAGCGGCGGCGGACUGGACGAGUUGUUGGAGAAGGGCGCGGAUCUGUUUGCCAGCGACGAGGUCGGUGACCACUCUGGGCUGGGAAGCGUUAUUGGCGGUGGUGUAGGUGGUGGCGGCGGGUCGGCUGAAACGGCGAAGCUGUUUAGCAUUCUCCCGCCCAAGAGUAUCCUCGCGGACGCGGCGUCGGAUAUGACGAGGCGAGGGGGUCACGCGCGGGGCGAUAGUUUGCUCAGCGACCCGGAGCGGUACCAGAGUCUUGCUGCCGCCGCGGGAGGACCUUCGCCUGGUUUUGGCGGCGACGAUAACGAUACGGAUAGCAUCUUUUCCGAGACGAAUUUCAACCGACCCAGGGGCGUGAGGCCGUUUUCGCCGCAGCCUAUCCGACGGCACGCUACCGACGUUACGUUUGAUAGUCUAGGGGUUGGCUUGAGUGAGGAGCCUAGGAGCGAAGAGCACAAGAGCCCGGAGGAUAAGGUGGAACAGAGGCGGCAUGAUGUGCUCAAGGAGGAAGAUGAAGACGAGACUCUCGGGGAGAGGCAGAAUUGGGGCGACGAGCCGGUUGACUCCAAAAGUCCUACUGAAAGAGGAGAAGAAGAAAAAGAAGGAGAGUCUGCGGCGUUGCUUGGAGACACUGCCGUCGUGGAAGAUACCACCGCGCAAGACGAGGCGGCAAUCGCGAGCGGGUCGGAGGAGAGGGGGCGGCCUGGACGGCGGUGGAGUGUGAAUGAAGACGACGCCUAGAUGUUCUCCUUUCCCGUUCAAGUUUUCGGUGGUUGCUCUGCUCGGAGGUUUUGACGGCGG
This is a messenger RNA of Colletotrichum scovillei, 2095 nucleotides long. RefSeq lists its product as uncharacterized. Gene Ontology annotation, molecular function: phospholipid binding. NCBI's taxonomy places the organism in Eukaryota, Fungi, Ascomycota, Sordariomycetes, Glomerellales, Glomerellaceae. Gene Ontology annotation, biological process: vacuole fusion, non-autophagic. The transcript has a single exon. The coding region runs from base 437 to 2035 and encodes 532 amino acids. The record is from RefSeq and is a predicted model, not a curated record. Gene Ontology annotation, cellular component: fungal-type vacuole membrane.